AUGUUCAGCAGAUUGCCACCCGUCAUCUCCUCGGCCAAGGCGGCAAAGGCUCAGCCCCCGAAGCGCAAGAACAGGACCGCACAAAAGGCCAAGGCCAGUGGCAGCUCAUCCAAGUGGUUGCAAGAGUACAGCGAUGUUAGCGAGAAUGACGACAACCACGACGAUGACGAUGACGAUGCCUCAUCCGCAGCAUCUUCAGAGAUUGGCGCGAAUGGUUGGGAUGAGCAUGAGUACGGCACUGCGCGUGGAUGGGGAAGGGAUGCUGCACAGGGUGAAGAAGAUGCGGGCGCAGCGGACAUCAGCAGUCUCGCCAUGAAGAGCUUCAAGCCUGCCAUACGCGCAGGUGCGGGUGCGGGUGUGGGUGACGAUGAGGACGAGGAUCCGUCAAUCUCCACAUCGGCCAGCGAAGCAGAAGAAGACGAGGAGGAGGCCAUUCGAACACGUGAGCGCAUGUCGGCGUCGCUUGCGGCUCACGCUCGUGUCCUGACCUGAAUUGCUCAUACUGCCAUUCCUGGUAGAGAUGCGCAGCGUACCUUUUGGCGCUCUAGCCAAGGCGCAAGCAAAGCUCGAACAAAGCCGCAUCGCGAGGGGCGUCUCUAGUUCCAGUAGCGAGCAGGAUUGGCAAGAUGCCAGGAGCGAAUCGAGCGCAUCGCUGAUGGAGCCGAACGAUGAAGAGGACGAGUGGGAAGCGGAGCGCGAGGCCAAAAGAGCUCAGGUCAGGUUGCAGCUGCAAGCCAUCAAGCCAGCAGGGCUUCAUCAUCGCAAAGAGACGCAGGUAGCGCGGGACACUGUCGAUUCGGAUCGCAGCCGCGCAGAGAUUGCCAGCCGAAUCCACAAGCACGCGUGAGUGUCGCACAAGCAACACGAGGGCGCAUACACUCACCUUUGACGCGCAUACAUUUGCUGCUCGCCCACCAUCUCAGCCCCACCGAGCAAUCUUCGCGCCGACCCGUGUCUCGCAAGCGGCAAGUCGUGGACGUCGCUGCUUCCGUGAGUGGCGUGGCGUGUCGUGCCGUGCGUGCUGCCACUUGCAAACCCCGCAGCUCUGCUGAAUCGCACCAAUUCCACAUCCACAGCGCUCUCGUGAUCCGCGCUUCUCUGCGCUUUCAGGCUCGACGCACAACAAAGCGCUCUUCAAAGCAUCGUAUGGAUUCCUUCGCGAUGUUCAAGCUUCGGAAGUCGGCGACCUGAAAACGACGCUCUCGCGUCUCAACAGGCUGGAGCGCAAUCAUGCUGGUCCAAAGGCGCGGUCUGAACGUGCGCUAGAGAUACGCGAGGAGAAGCGGCGCGUAGAGGAAGCAUUAAGACGUGCGGAAGGGUUGGAGAAUGAGCGCAAGAGGAGGGAGAGGGAGGACGCAGUGCUAGGCGGCUAUAAGCGGGAACAGAGGGAGCGCAAAAGGGCAGGUGGCAAGACGUAUCACCUCACAGAUGGUCAGUGGAUCCGGUCGCUCUCGCUUGGAGAGCGAAAGCGCUUUCUGACGAUGUUUACCGCUGCACUCUCCUUUAUCAGCCGCGAAACGUGCACUGAUCUUGCAAGACAAGUAUGCUCGGCUGUCUGGCGGAAAAGGUGCGAAUGCUACGCCGGUGGGCGGUCGUGGUGUGGGUGAUGCCAGUGCAGCUCCUGCCGGGAAUGCCGAUAGAUCGGCACUGCGCAAGGCUCUGGAGCGUCGCCGCAAGAAGAAUGCGCAAAAGGAGAGAAAGGAGAUGCCUGGCUUUGCGAGGGAUGGUGGUGGCGGUAGCGGGGCUGCAUCGGGCGCCAUGAGCCGCGAGAGGAAGCGAGAAGCUGCCAAGAUCCAGGGCGUGCAUCCUCACAAGCGAGGCAGACGAGGUUGA
Messenger RNA from Ceraceosorus bombacis, 1833 nucleotides. The record is from the annotation of a GenBank genome assembly. Lineage: Eukaryota; Fungi; Basidiomycota; Exobasidiomycetes; Ceraceosorales; Ceraceosoraceae.